Bacillus rossius redtenbacheri is the source of this 1176-nucleotide messenger RNA. RefSeq names its product protein piccolo-like. The record is from RefSeq and is a predicted model, not a curated record. NCBI's taxonomy places the organism in Eukaryota, Metazoa, Arthropoda, Insecta, Phasmatodea, Bacillidae. The coding region runs from base 1 to 1176 and encodes 391 amino acids. The transcript is spliced from 4 exons.
AUGUCGCGUGAUGAGCGAGACAACGCUGCUCCGCUCUGGAGGUUGUCGGACGAGGAUCUGGAAGACCUCCCGGGCGGAGAGGAAGGCGGGAGAGAAUGCAGUGGGAUGAAAGAAGGAGGAAGCAAAGAAAGGAAGCAGCUCGGCUCAUCCGGCGCUCAGCCGGGAACACUCCAGCCUGCAGCUAGCUGUCCCGGCAGCUGUCCCUCCCGGGCCAGCUGCACGCACCGCCCGGAGAUCACGGCUCAUCGGUUUCGUUCUGGUUGGGCCCCUCCGAGACCCGAUUCUUCGCUGAGCCACUGGCCUCCACUGACGGGUCAGAGGGCGCCGGUCACUGACAGACAGGCGUGGGGAGGUCAGCCGCGGCGGGUCAGGGGUCGGCCCCCGGUGACCUCUGACCUCUCGGAGGGCCUCCUCCAGAUCGGCGAUCUCCGCGCGCGGAACCUCCGCCACGCGGGAGAAGGACGAGCCAGGACGAGCCAGGACGAGCCAGGACGAGCCAGGACGAGCCAGGACGAGCCAGGACGAGCCAGGACGAGUCAGGACGAGCCAGGACGAGCCAGGACGAGCCAGGACGAGCCAGGACGAGUCAGGACGAGCCAGGACGAGCCAGGACGAGCCAGGACGAGCCAGGACGAGCCAGGACGAGCCAGGACGAGCCAGGACGAGUCAGGACGAGCCAGGACGAGCCAGGACGAGCCAGGACGAGCCAGGACGAGCCAGGACGAGCCAGGACGAGCCAGGACGAGCCAGGACGAGCCAGGACGAGCCAGGACGAGCCAGGACGAGUCAGGACGAGCCAGGACGAGCCAGGACGAGCCAGGACGAACCAUGACGAGCCAGGACGAGCCAGGACGAGCCAGGACGAGCCAGGACGAGCCAGGACGAGCCAGGACGAGCCAGGACGAGCCAGGACGAGUCAGGGCGAGCCAGGACGAGCCAGGACGAGCCAGGACGAGCCAGGACGAGCCAGGACGAGCCAGGACGAGUCAGGACGAGCCAGGACGAGCCAGGACGAGUCAGGACGAGCCAGGACGAGUCAGGACGAGUCAGGACGAGUCAGGACGAGUCAGGACGAGCCAGGACGAGUCAGGACGGGACAAAAAGGGCUCGCCGCAGAUCCGGCGAGCCGGCACGGCACAAAGGGAGACGGCGGCGGCCUUUGUGUCGCGCGCGUGA